Messenger RNA from Macroventuria anomochaeta, 1515 nucleotides. Its product is annotated as MFS general substrate transporter. Gene Ontology annotation, cellular component: plasma membrane. The record is from RefSeq and is a predicted model, not a curated record. The coding region runs from base 1 to 1515 and encodes 504 amino acids. The transcript has 2 exons. Gene Ontology annotation, molecular function: carboxylic acid transmembrane transporter activity. Gene Ontology annotation, biological process: transmembrane transport; carboxylic acid transport. NCBI's taxonomy places the organism in Eukaryota, Fungi, Ascomycota, Dothideomycetes, Pleosporales, Didymellaceae.
AUGGAGACCAAGGUUGAUACAAAAGACAAGGGCGAAAAUGUCACGACUCAUGCCACACCCACGGCUGACCUCGAGUUCGAAGAAGGCCAUGCGCCCAUCUUGUACUCGAAAAGGUCCAUCUUCUUCAUGGUGCUCUUCUCCGGUUUGGCCAUUGGAAGCGAUGCCUACAACAGCGCUCUGAUGGGACAACUGCUCCUACUCUUUGCAGUACUGUAUCCGGACACGCUGAGUGUCGCGACUCAAUCCCAGCUGACCAACGCCUUCAUCAUCGGUCUCAUCCUGGGUAUGAUAGCAUUCGGAUUCAUCAGUGACCGUCUAGGCCGCAAAUCCGGCGCCGUCUUGACCACACUUUUUCUCUCCAUCGGUAUCAUCAUGACCGCCGUAUCACACGGAACCAGCGACAAAGGCCUCUUCUGGAUGCUCACUGUCGCUCGUGGGAUCGCCGGUUUUGGCGCUGGCGGUGAGUAUCCGGUCUCAGGUGCUGGUACUGCAGAAUCCACAGACGACUCUCCCCGAGCUCGCAAACACCGAGGAUUCAUCUUCGCUAUGGUAGGAAGUAUCUCAGCAUCCCUAGGUUUUGUUUUCUCCGGCCUCGUCCCACUGCUCCUGCUGCUAUGCUUUCACGAGCGUGAAGCUCACUAUGAGAAGAUUUGGCGUAUCGCAUUCGCUCUCGGUAUCAUCCCGCCGAUCUCCAUCUUCUGGUUCCGCUGGCGCAUGGCUAUGUCUUCUGCCGAGCGCCGAAGCUCAGCCCGGAACACAAUCCUGCCCUACCACCUCGCCAUAAAACGGUACUGGCGCCCGCUCCUCGGCGCAGCAGCCGCCUGGUUCAUAUACAACUACAUCGCUUACCCCUUCGGCCUCUUCAGCUCCACGAUCUCCGCAUCUGUCAACGCCGAUGACAGCCUGGUUAAAUCUUACGGCUGGGGCACACUAAUAAACUGUUUCUACCUCCCCGGCGGUUUCAUCGGCGGGUAUCUGUCUGACAAGAUUGGCCGGAGGAAGACAAUGGCGCUGGGAUUUGGUUUGCAGGCUUGUCUCGGUUUCAUCAUCGGCGGGUGUCUAGAGUACAUCCAGAAACGCACCGCGCUCUUCAUCGUACUGUACGGUCUCUUCCUCACACUCGGCGAAAUCGGACCUGGAGCUACCAUUGUAGCUACCUCAUCGGAAUUCUUCCCAACCUCGAUCCGCGGACAGAUGCUGGGUCUCUGCGCAGCAGUCAGCAAAGCCGGUGCCGCCAUCGGAACAAGCGUGUUCAAGCCCAUCCUUGCAUCCUACGGAGACGAUACGGUGCGAGGAAACCAGGCGGUGUUUCUCGUUGGCUCUGGAUUCGCGGUGCUGGGUAUGCUGGUUGCGUGGUUCUUCAUCCCCGCGCGCCCGCCGAACCUGGUCGAGGAAGAUGAGAACUGGAAAGUGUAUCUGCAAGAUGCUGGGUAUGAGAUCCAGUGGGGUGAUGAUAAGGCAAAGGAUCCGAAGAAAGUUGUCUUCGACGCCGUGAGGGACAAGACGGUUGAUUGA